CUCAGCGCUCGCUGUAUGUUUGUACUGAGUGCCACUCAAUACAAUCAUAUAAGCAUCUGAGACUAGAAUCGUGCUGAACAGCCCUCGGCAGCAUGGAAAUACAUGUGCAGCAUGACCUGAAUGUUCUGCACGUUAACCCUCAACCUCUUUUCCGUCUCACUUGAACUUCAUCCAUAUUCCCAUAUCUUUACCCCUUGUCUUUUCCCCCUACACAUUCUGCACACUACUCAAUAUUCAAUGCUCCCUGCCGUUCAUCGUUCGUUUCAUCCCGCCAUUACGCCUAGCAGCUGGGAAGGCCAAUCUAUCAGGCUUGAGGUCAUCAGCGGCAAAAAUCUCAAAGUUCCUUCCAAGCGCAUUCCCGCAGGCAUUUACACGUUCAUCUGUGUCGAUCCCAGGAGGCCCUGGAAAUCAAUCAACGGAGUCCUAUCAUCAGACGAAUCUGUAUUGCGGGGCGAGACCGUGACCCUAACGCUCGACGCAUCACCCAAAUUAUUACCGGUCAUGUGUACAUCCUUUGAGCUUGGUCGAAUGCUAGGCAAUGGGGAAGUCAUUGGAAAACUAGAAGUGUCAUGGGAUGAGUUGUUUAAUCGUGGAAAUGAGCCCUUUGUUCUGUCCUUCCCACGCGUUCGUGGUGUUCGCCCUUCCCUCACGUAAGGCCACUGUUUUACAGGCUUGCAACAAUCGGGACGGUGUAUCGUUUGUUAAUUGUCGACUGCGAGAUUGCUCGAGACACAGAUGCAGGUCACGCAUGACUCGCCGAAUAUGUGACACGCACAUUGAAGUGGGUCUCUUACCUGAACGAUGCUGUAAAACAUUUUCAGUUAGUUCUGGACCAGUGCCCAGUCAGCUAUCCGGACUGCGCAGCAGCUCUCACUAACCUUGCAUGGGCCC
Suillus subaureus is the source of this 891-nucleotide messenger RNA. RefSeq lists its product as uncharacterized. The transcript is spliced from 6 exons. NCBI's taxonomy places the organism in Eukaryota, Fungi, Basidiomycota, Agaricomycetes, Boletales, Suillaceae. The record is from RefSeq and is a predicted model, not a curated record. Bases 121 to 654 code for a protein of 177 amino acids.